Molecule: messenger RNA, 1473 nt
Organism: Aspergillus welwitschiae
Lineage: Eukaryota; Fungi; Ascomycota; Eurotiomycetes; Eurotiales; Aspergillaceae
Product: quinone oxidoreductase family protein
Exons: 2
Coding region: 236-1399 (387 amino acids)
Biological process (GO): cellular response to oxidative stress
Cellular component (GO): cytoplasm
Molecular function (GO): zinc ion binding; quinone reductase (NADPH) activity
Source: RefSeq, a predicted model, not a curated record
CAGAAUAAUGAAGAACUGCGGGGAAGAAGCGCAGAAAAUCAAGCUUCAAAUGACGGGAAUCGACUGCCUCAUGUUGCGGUCCACUUUCGGCAAAAACCAACCAGCAAGACCGUCCAGCUCCGUAAAUCGUAGCCGGGGAGAACUUCCACCUCUCCACACCCGAUUAUCCGGAUAUACUUAACCCACCUGCUGUCCCACCCCUCAUUGAACACCUAGAAAUACCCCCCAUCAUCCAAUGCCCCUCCAUCGCGUCUUCCCUCGUCUUAUCCGAUCCUCUAUCCCAUCCAUUUCUACUACUACCUCAACCCUGUCUCCCCCAGCGAUUCAACGACUCUCCGCAACCCACGCACACCUACACCUCCACCCCACCAUCGCAUCUCCCAUCCGCAACCUCAUCACCAUGUCCGUCCCCCAGACCAUGAAGGCCGUCUUAGUCGAGAAGCUCGGUGGCCCCGAGGUCCUCGAGUUCAAGCCCAACCACCCCGUCCCCACGCCCAAGGAAGGCCAAGUCCUCGUGAAGAACAACAUCUCCGGCAUCAACUACAUCGACACGUAUUUCCGCACAGGCCUCUACCCCUCCGCAAAGCCCGAGAUUCUCGGUCGCGAGGGUGCCGGUACCAUUGUCGCUCUAGGCGACGGCCCCAACCCCUACAACUUCCAGGUUGGAGAUCGGGUGGCCUGGCUCAGCACUGGCGGAUAUGCCGAGUACACGGCGGUGCCGAUGGCCAAGACCGUCAAGAUCCCCGAUGGAAUCACAGAUGAGAACCUGAUGGCAUCAUUUCUAAGUGGAUUGACGGUCAUCACGUUGGUGAAGGAGACGUAUCCCGUGCAGAAGGAUGAGUGGGUGUUGGUGCAUGCUGCGGCUGGCGGGGCGGGAACCCUGAUGACGCAGGUGCUGAAGUCCAUUGGUGCUAAGGUCAUCGGAACGGCUGGUGGCCCUGAGAAGUGCCAGCUGGCGAAGAGCCUGGGUGCUGAUGUGGUGAUCGAUUACCGCAGUGAGGAGGGCAAGGAUUGGGUGAAGCAGGUGAAGGAGAUUACGGGUGGAAAGGGAGUUGAUGUUGUCUUUGACUCGGUUGGUAAGGAUACUUGGGAGGGAAGCUUGGAGAGCGUUAAGCGCAAGGGUACUAUUGUUUGGUUUGGAAAUGCUAGUGGCCCAGUGCCGCCUUUGCCGUUGCAGAAACUCUCCCCCAAGUGUGUCAAGGUCGCUCGGCCUCAGCUCUUCGGCUACAUUGAAACCCGUGAGGAGUUCGAGUUCUACGUCAAUGAGUUGUUCUCGCUUCUCCUGUCUAACAACCUCAAGGCCAAGGUCCACAAGGUUUACCCCUUGGAGGAGGUUGCUCAGGCUCACACCGAUCUGGAGGGUAGAAAGACCACUGGCAAGUCGAUGCUGAAGCCCUGAGCUGGUAGCACAUGCUAUGAGUACUUGUUUCAAUAGAAUGUUUGUUUCGACUAUCUAGAAAUGAAGAUGACUAC